AUGACUCGAAUCUCUAGAGGGGUUCUUCUGGUGUGGUUUGUGACUUUAUUGGCUCUCGCAGUCGUUCUUCCCAACUUUUCUCGAUCCGAACGUGUGGCAGACGACAUUCUUGAUGAUAUCGAACCAAAAAUUGAAGUGCCAAAAACACCGGUCAACAAGGGAGCAACUGACGAACAGACUGUCCAGCGUGAAGAAGAGGCUAUUCAACUUGAUGGCCUUUCAGUGGAUGAGUUCAAAAAGAUCAGAGAGAGUGCCGAGAAACACCAGUUCCAAGCAGAGGCUGACAAGGAAAACCAUAUUCUUCACAUAACUGACAGUGGAAUUGGUAUGACCAAGCAGGAUCUGAUUAACAAUCUUGGAACGAUCGCUCAUUCUGGUACUUCCGAGUUUGUCUCUAAAUUGCUCGAUUCGUCAACAUCUAGUGAACAGCAACAGGAUUUGAUUGGCCAAUUUGGAGUUGGGUUUUACUCUGCAUUUUUGGUUGCUGAUCGUGUUGUUGUAACAACCAAACACAAUGAUGAUGCAAAGCAAUACAUUUGGGAAUCAGACUCGCAGCAGUUUACUAUUGCUGAUGAUCCUCGCGGUCCGACGCUUCAACGCGGCACCCAAGUCUCUUUGCACUUGAAGGAGGAGGCUUAUGAUUUCUUAGAGCCUGAUACUCUCAAGAAAUUGAUUCACAAAUAUUCACAAUUUAUCAACUUUGACAUUCUUUUGUGGCAGAGUCGUACAGAAACAGUUGAAGAACCAAUCGAAGAAGAAAAGAAAGAUGAGGAUAAAGCAGCGGAGGAAAAAUCUAAAGAGGAAAAGAAGAAAGAUGAGGAUAAAGCUGAAGAGAAGAAAGAGGACGAGACUGAGGAGGACAAGGAUAAAGCUAAGGAAGAUGAAAAGAAGGAAGAAGAAAAGCCAAAAACUAAGAGUGUUGAGCGUACAGUUUGGGAUUGGGAGAAAAUGAACGCAAUGAAGCCCAUUUGGAUGCGUAAACCUAACGAAGUUGAAGAACAAGAGUAUAAGGACUUUUACAAAUCAAUUACAAAGGAUUAUGAUGAACACUUGUCUCACGUACAUUUCUCGGCUGAAGGUGAAGUUAGCUUUAAAUCUAUUUUAUAUGUUCCAAAAACUUUGGCAAAUGAUGCAUUCCAAAAUUAUGGAAAAACUGAAGAGAAUAUUAAGCUCUACGUUCGUCGAGUUUUCAUCACUGAUGACUUUAAAGAUAUGUUGCCAAAAUAUUUGUCCUUCAUUCGUGGUAUUGUAGAUAGCGAUGAUUUGCCUUUAAACGUCUCUCGUGAAAUGCUUCAACAAAAUAAAUUGCUCAAAGUAAUAAAAAAGAAAUUGGUCCGUAAAGUACUUGAUAUGUUGAAAAAAUUGCCUGCUGAAAAAUUUGAUGCUUUUUGGAAGGAAUAUUCAACAAACAUUAAAUUGGGUAUUAUGGAGGAUCCAUCAAAUAGAACUCGUCUUGCCAAAUUACUUCGUUUCCAAAGUUCUGCAGAUGACAAGAAGCAAGUAACAUUACAAGAAUAUUUGGAAAGAAUGAAAGAAAAUCAGCCAGCAAUUUAUUAUGUGGCAGGAACUUCUCGCCAAGAACUUGAAAAUUCUCCUUUUGUUGAACGUUUAUUGAAAAAAGGAUUUGAAGUUUUGUAUCUGACAGAGCCUGUUGAUGAAUAUUGCAUUCAAGCCUUACCUGAAUAUGAAGGGAAAAAAUUCCAAAAUGUUGCUAAAGAAGGUCUUAAACUUGAUGAAGGAAAGAAAUCUGAAGAAGUAUUUAAACAACUUGGUGAACAAUUUAAAGUGCUCAUUGAUUGGCUCAAGGAUAAUGGUCUCAAGGAUCUGAUUGAAAAGGCUGUUAUCUCUCAACGUUUGACAAGAUCUCCGUCUGCUUUGGUCGCCUCUCAAUGGGGAUGGUCUGGCAAUAUGGAACGUAUCAUGAAGUCACAAGCUUAUGCUAAAUCUAAAGACCCUUCUCAAGAAUUUUAUGCAAUGAUGAAAAAGACAUUUGAGAUCAAUCCUCGCCAUCCUGUUAUUAAGGAAUUGCUCAGACGUGUACAGGAUGACCCAGAGGAUCCUGUUGCGAAAUCUACCGCACAUUUAUUGUUUGAGACAGCAACUCUUCGUUCUGGAUAUUCACUUUCUGACCAAGUUGGAUUUGCUGAACGUAUUGAAGGAAUUUUGCGUAAAUCACUCGACUUGAGCGCAACUGCAGAGGUUGAAGAUGAAAUGGAAAUUAUUGAGGAUGAAGUUGAUGAAAAGAAGGAUGAAGAUGAAAAGAAGGAAGAUGAAGAGACUACUACUGAAGAGGAGGGUGUGACUGAUGAAAAGAGUGAAGAAAAAGAUGAAAAGCCUGAGGAAGUAAAGGAUGAGGAAGCAAAGAAGGAAGAGGAAAAGCCUGAAUCGGAUGAGGAAAAACACGAAGAGCUCUAAAAAGUUAAACAAGGUUGAAUGAUUUUUUUGCAUAUUUCCAUCCAUUC
Messenger RNA from Meloidogyne enterolobii, 2462 nucleotides. NCBI's taxonomy places the organism in Eukaryota, Metazoa, Nematoda, Chromadorea, Rhabditida, Meloidogynidae. The record is from the annotation of a GenBank genome assembly.